AUGUAUUACACCCUUCGCAGGGAGUACUACUGGCCACACAUGGCCAGCGACGCGUUUUCGACCCUACGGAAUUGCACCUCGUGCGCUGCGACCCGCGGGACGCUUGUCAAGAACCAAAAGGAUCUCAAGCUGUUCCCCGCGGCGGGCCCCUUGGAGUUUGUCGCGAUGGACCUCCUGGGGCCCCUGCCCAGGACCGCGAACGGAAACCAACACGUGUUGGUAAUUACCGACCGGUUCUCCAAGCUAACGCGCAGUAUCCCGCUCCGGACCACAACCGCUUCGGUCGUUGCGAACGCGUUUCUAGACAACUGGGUCUACGUCUACGGAGAGCCGCGCUACGUACUAACCGACAACGGCUCUCAGUUCGCUGCGAAAUUCUUCGACGCCGUAUGCGCCCUCCUGGGGGGUGCGGCAUUAUCUCACGACGGCCUACCACCCCCAGUCGAAUGGGCAGACCGAACGGUUCAAUCGCACGCUGGUGCAAUGCCUCCGGCACUACGUGGAGGAGCACCAGCGCGAUUGGGACGACUACGCGCAGCCGCUGACCUUCGCGUACAAUACGCAGGUCCACCGGUCGACGGAGACGACUCCGUUUGA
Messenger RNA from Chondrus crispus (carragheen), 597 nucleotides. RefSeq lists its product as hypothetical. The record is from RefSeq and is a predicted model, not a curated record. The transcript has a single exon. Gene Ontology annotation, molecular function: nucleic acid binding. Gene Ontology annotation, biological process: DNA integration. Bases 1 to 597 code for a protein of 198 amino acids. Lineage: Eukaryota; Rhodophyta; Florideophyceae; Gigartinales; Gigartinaceae.